AUGUUCGCACCUCCUCUAUUUCAAGACCCUUCACCAAGCUGUGAACCUGCUAUGCCUGAACAGCAUGUGACCCUUCACGCCGUUCAUCCGAUACCGACGCGAUAUCUACGAAGCCUCGCGCAAGAUCAGUUGGAGUUCCUGUUCGGCUACUGGACUGAGAAGAGGAUUCAGCCUGAUGGUGAGCUCGCUAGACGAAUGUGUGAGACGGUGGAGGCCAUCGGACAAAUCAUGCAUGAGGACGAGGAUGAAUUCAUGUGA
This is a messenger RNA of Alternaria viburni, 258 nucleotides long. RefSeq lists its product as uncharacterized. The coding region runs from base 1 to 258 and encodes 85 amino acids. The transcript has 2 exons. Lineage: Eukaryota; Fungi; Ascomycota; Dothideomycetes; Pleosporales; Pleosporaceae. The record is from RefSeq and is a predicted model, not a curated record.